Triticum turgidum subsp. durum (durum wheat) is the source of this 1077-nucleotide messenger RNA. The record is from the annotation of a GenBank genome assembly. NCBI's taxonomy places the organism in Eukaryota, Viridiplantae, Streptophyta, Magnoliopsida, Poales, Poaceae.
AUGAAGGCCUCCAUCAAGUUCCGCGACGACGACCGGCCGCUGCUGCGCGCCAAGGUGCCCAUCGGCGUGCUCGGGCUGCCGUUCCUCUCCGGCGUCUCGGCCGGCGGCGAUGCCGAGGACCUCCGCUUCGACCUCUCCACCGCCUUCCCCACCGGCCCGGGGCUCCGCCUCUCCUACCGCCCCAACGACCCGCUCCAGCCCUUCGCGCUCUCCAUCCGCACGGGCCUCGGCGCGCUCGGCUCCCCCGUCCGCGCCCCCCUCGCGCUCUCCGCGGAGUUCAACCUCCUCUCCUCCAACCCGCCCGCCUUCUCGCUCCUCUUCAAGCCCCGGCUCGGCGACUUCUCCCUCGCCAACUCCGUCCGCUCCCCGCCCGUCCCCGACACCCCCGCGCUGCCGCCGCCCCACAAGCUGGCCGACCUCACCAACGGCGACGCCCACGACCAUGAGGGCCACAAGGAGUUCUCCCUCAACGGGAACGGGUUCGCGGCGGACGUCACGGCCGCCGGGACCACCGGCGGAGGGGUGGGCAUGCUGCUGUCCGGGAUGCGCCUCACGACCAGGAGCAUGCUGCCGCUGUGGAACAGGGCGAGCCUGAGGUUCCAGUGGGGGCUGCGUGUGCCACCAGAGCUGAAGGCCGCGCUCGCUGACGAUGGAUACGGGCGGAAGGCGGGGAGCUUGGCCGUCAGCAAGCUGCCGCUGCUCGUCAUGAACAAGAUCACAAUUGAGCACACACCACGCCGGCAUCCGAAGUCUGAAGAGGACAAGAAGGGGAAGAGCGCGCCUAUAGCCCAGGGAGAGGAAUUCUCAUUGAUGAAGAGGCAGCUGGAGGCCCUGAACGAUGAGAGCAUCAUGCUGCGGCACACUGUGGAGGGCCUGCGCGCUGAGAUCGGGGCCAGCCGAGCUAUCUCAGUUCCCAGCAAGGGCGACGCUCGAAGGAUGCCGGCAACGUCGCCACCUCUGCAAAAUCCUUUCCCUGUGAAGCCUGAUCUCCAUGGAAAUGGGAAGGAGCUGGUGGCCAGUGGACCGAAUGAUGCCAGCGAGGAGCUGAAGAAGGCACUCGAGGCCCGGAGGAAGUGA